Messenger RNA from Cotesia congregata, 1457 nucleotides. The record is from the annotation of a GenBank genome assembly. Lineage: Eukaryota; Metazoa; Arthropoda; Insecta; Hymenoptera; Braconidae.
AUGGCGUUUGUUCACAAUGGAUAUCAAUACCACUGCAACCACACUGAUAAAGAUGAACGCGGUAUUCCUUUUAGAAGGUAUCCGACUGCAGCUACUGAAGUAACUCUGAAAUCAAUUGAAAGAAGUAUGUAUAAUUGGAAAGGAUCAGAACCAAUAAUGCCAAAACUUACAGAAGGAAUUGUACAGUUUCAUAAUAUGCUGGAAAAAAAGGAAUGGAAUGAACGCUUAAAGUAUCCUGGCGGUGAACUGACAACAAAAUUGAUUGCUAGCGGCAGUGAAUAUUCGUUGCUAAUGUGGAACGAAAAAUUUGCCGAAAAAUUUAUUGAUUGCGAACAAAUAUUCAUAGAUGCUACUUAUUCUAGAUUCCCACUAAUAGCUCCAAAGAAAAAUCUGCGAACUCAUAGCUUGUUCACAAUUCAUGCUUUAUACGAAAAUAAUGCAUUUCCGAUUGCUUGGGUGUUUAUGUAUGGGCGAACGGAAGCAGUUUAUCGUUCUAUUUUCAAAGAAGUAUUUAAAAAAUUUGAAAAUUAUGAUAAAAUAGUAAUGUGUGAUUUCGAACAAGCCAUGAGGAACGCUGUCAAGGAUGUACUACCAAAAGCGGUUAUUAAAGGAUGCUAUUUUCACCAUGUGCAGGUGAUCCAAAAAACUGCUAAGGACUCAGGUUUGUGGAAACAAAUUAAAGAUGAUUCGGUAGCACGAGAUCACUUAAGAUUAUUGAUAGCAGUGGCGACCUUACCUGCAAAUAAGAUGAGGGAAGGAUUCGAGUUAGUGGAGUGUUCAUUACCACAAAAGUAUGCCGAAAAAUUUGAAAUAAUAUUACAUUAUUAUGACAAAAACUGGCUGAUUAAGCGAGAUCCGGAAGAAGUUUCAGUGUGGAAGUUACGACAAAAUACUAACAACUACUGUGAAUCAUACCAUGCAUGGUUAGCUUCUCACUUGCAGAGACGACCUAAGCCAUGGAAAUUGAUAGUUUUGUUGCUAGAAAAAAUGGCGGAAUCAGAAAGAAAGCUAAAAUCCAUUGAAGCCGGAAUUGACCCUAGUCGGAGAAAUAAGAAAAACUUAUUUUCCAAAAGUCUCAUGAGUGAAGCUGCCGAAAAAUUUGAGCAGGGAGCCAUUUCAAUGAAAUUCUACCUGAAACAAAUGAGUACGGAAUUGCAAAAACGAAAAAAUAAUUUUGAGGUACCUAGUGAUGAUGAAUCAUCUACAGAGAGCGAGAGUAGUGACCAGGAAAAUGAAGAUAAAAAUCUGACGAUAAAGAGAAAAUCUUCUGAAAAAAUUAAAAGCGGUAUCCCAAAGACAAUAAAAAUACUUUCGGAUGAAGUCAUCGCUAAAACCGUAAAGCCUAAUGCAGAAGAUGGAUUACAAAUUUUUUCUAUGUCAACAAAAAUUGACAUAGAAAAAAUAGAACAAAUGUUAAGACAAACAUUUUGUUACCAGGAAACUUAACUUUUACUGGC